Messenger RNA from Prunus avium (sweet cherry), 2152 nucleotides. RefSeq names its product Alg9-like mannosyltransferase family (gene EBS3). Gene Ontology annotation, cellular component: endoplasmic reticulum membrane. Gene Ontology annotation, biological process: protein N-linked glycosylation. Gene Ontology annotation, molecular function: alpha-1,2-mannosyltransferase activity. Lineage: Eukaryota; Viridiplantae; Streptophyta; Magnoliopsida; Rosales; Rosaceae. The record is from RefSeq and is a predicted model, not a curated record.
GUGGUCUUAAAUCUUCAAAGUUUCUUAAUUUACUUUGCAACAAAGCAAAGGAUCAUUUUCCUCUAGAGACUCAUUUCACUGAAGGCUCGCUCGCUUCUCCUUCUCUGUUCUGUAACAGAGUGACCCAGAAAAGCUAUAGCAGAGUUCACUGUAGUUUAUAGCCUUUACCAGUCACCAUGUCUCUGUCCACGAGGUUGAGACGUCCUCAGCCGUCUGAUCCUUUUGCAUCAUCAUCAUCACCAUCUUCAUCUUAUUCAAAAGUCGAUAAGCAAGGGAAAUCGGGUGACGCCGAUGGGUUUGACAAAGGGUUUCGUUGGUUCUUUCCCUUGGUCGCUUUGGGAAUGCUAAGGUACAUGAGCGCUACAUCAAACAUCAUACACGACUGUGACGAGGUCUUCAACUAUUGGGAACCUCUGCAUUACCUUCUCUACAAAUCUGGGUUCCAAACUUGGGAAUACAGUUCUCAGUUUGCACUUCGGUCAUAUUUAUACAUUCUUUUCCAUGAAUUGGUGGGUCGACCGGCUUCCUGGUUGUAUGCUGAGGAAAAAGUGAGAGUAUUCUAUGCUGUUAGACUCUUUCUUGCUUUCCUUUCUGUUAUCACUGACACUGUUCUGGUAGUUGCUCUUUCAAGAAAGUACGGGAAACGCCUUGCUUCUUACACGCUUGCAAUGCUAUGCUUAACCAGCGGUUGUUUUUUUGCAAGCACAAGUUUUUUGCCCAGUUCGUUCUCUAUGUAUGCCAUGUCUCUUUCAUCAGGGUUAUUUCUUCUUGAUAAACCUGCCAUGGCAGUUACAGUUGCAGCCGUAGGCGUAAUCCUUGGCUGGCCAUUCUCAAUUUUGGCUUUUUUGCCUGUCACAUUUUACUCUCUAGCUAGAAGAUUCAAACAAGCUUUUCUUGCCGGAGCAGCCACCUCUGUUGCUCUUCUUGUAUUGUCGGUUCUCGUUGAUCACUACUACUACAACAAAUGGACAUCAUCUGUGUUAAAUUUGUUGAUCUAUAACGUUGCAGGAGGUGGUGAGAGCCACUUGUACGGAACUGAGGGGCCACUAUUUUAUAUUAGGAAUGGAUUUAACAAUUUUAACUUUUGUUUCGUACUUGCAUUGCUUUUUCUGGCAAUACUGCCGAUUGCAAGGAAAAAGUAUGCACCCAGCUUGCUCAUUGUUGUCUCGCCUAUAUAUAUUUGGUUGGUGUUCAUGUCUUUGCAACCACACAAAGAAGAGAGGUUCCUUUAUCCAAUAUAUCCACUAAUUUGCGUUGCUGCUUCGGCUGUCAUAGAGAGCUUUCCUGAUGUUUUCCGAUCUGAUUAUGAUUCCCAAGGCAAUUCUCCGAUGGUUAUGACGGCAAAGAUUCUAAGACCGGUGGUUCUUGGCCUCAUAUUAUGUGCCUCCCAUGCUCGUACGUUUUCAGUGAUCAAUGGCUAUUCUGCCCCUUUAGAGGUUUACAAGCUUUUAGAAGAUCAUGACAAUGCAGGAACAGGCUCUGUUCUCUGUGUUGGAAGUGAAUGGCACCGUUUCCCGUCGUCCUUUUUUGUUCCUGAUUAUGUUGGAGAAGUUCGUUGGAUUGAUGAUGGGUUCCGGGGACUUCUUCCCUUCCCAUUUAAUUCUACCUUGGGUGGAACUGCAUCAGCCCCACCGUAUCUUAACGAUAAGAACAAAGCUUCUGACGACCAAUAUCUCCGGGAUCUUGAACAAUGUACAUUCCUUGUUGAGCUGCAGCUUAGUCGACCUUUCCCUUCCCGCGGAAGUGACUUAUCAACUUGGGAGGUGAUUGGAGCGUUGCCUUACCUGGACAGAGAGCUCUCGCCUGCCAAGUACCGCUCCUUUUUCAUCCCGUAUCUGUGGCAGCGUAAGAAUAUCUUUGGCAUGUACAAGCUGCUUAGAAGAGUACCAAAAUGAAACCUUGGUUCUGACAGAAUUACAGAAUUAGAUUCUGAGCUAGCAUGACUUUUUCUAACCCCCCCUCGUCUCUUCAGAAGGAAAACCCCCGUUUUUGAUGAUAUAGUUUAAACUGUUCUGAUAGGUGGGACUUCCACAAAGUGUGUACUGAUAAACAUGUGACUAGCAUGUAUUUUAGAGAUUUUGAUGGACCCAAAGUAAAUUCAUAUUACUAAUAUUUUGAUAUUCUUGGAAUAGAUGACCUAAUUACUAUUGCA